AUGAGUAAGGAGGAUUACGAAAGGGAUCGUAUGCGAUGGCAGCAGAAACUGGAUGAUACUUCAAAACGCUUGGCCGAUGCCGAAAUUGUCAAUUCGGAAAUGAACCAAAUCAAGGCUGAAUUAAAUAAAAAAAUUGUUGAAAUGGAACGAAUCCAACGACCUUUAAUCGAACAAAAUCGUCGAUUAACUGAGCGAAAUCGGAUACUUCAAAAUGAAAUGAAGAACUGUGAGCAGAAAUUGUGCCAUUCACAGGAUGAUUUCCUAACUUUGAAGGAUGAUUACGAACGAUUGGUCAAAGAUAAUCAAAAUCUAAAAGAAAGAAGAGCUUUUCCUGAAAAACUGGAAGAAUUAGAUAGAUAUAGAAAUCAAGUGCUAGAGUACUCCAAAUGUAUCACUGCACUGAGGCAAGCUGGUUUGGAGAAGGAUCGCCGUUAUGAUUUGUUGGUACAAAAAUUCAAAAGGUUAAGGAAAUGUAUAUCUUCUCGAAAAAAUGGCGAAACUGAGGAGGAUAGGCAAUCAUCAUUUGGUGGAUCUGAUUGUUCCGCUGAAAGUUCCAUCUCGCUAAAUACUAUUACUGAAGACUUGAAUGAAACAUUGGAUAAAGAUAUUGAAAACGGUUAUCAGCAAAUUGCUCACGAAGGUGAACAACUUCGGCGAACGUUAUCAGUACUGAAAACGGGUGAAUAUGGGCUUGAAGAUGAUCAGCUUCUAAGGCAUCAGUUGAUUUGCGCCCAAACAACAAUUGCUCAACAACAGGUUGUCAUCGAGCAGCAACAAUUACAAUCGGAAAAUACGAUGGAAUUGUUGGAUAGCAUCGCUAGAUUGCAAGAUCAGGUCAUGGAACAACGCUCCAAAAUGGAAAGCAUGGAAGCAGAAUUAAUCGAGUCUAAAGAAAUGAACGAAUUAUUGGAAUUUCAGAUUCUAGAGAAUAAAGAAAAUAUGGAGCAUGAAUAUGAGGAACGACAGACAUUGAAAGAGUCGGUAAGCAAAGAUACAAUGACGGAUUCGUGGAUCACUGAAGAAGAUGAGUGCACGUUUCUUAGUGAAAUACCAUCCAUACCAGAUUUUGGAGAAGUUUGCAAUCGGAAAUGUGAACUGAUCAGUUUACGUCGAUCAGCAUCAUUAAAUAUGAAACAAAGAGAGUUGGUGCAACAAAUGCUCACCUAUAUCGAACAUUUGGAAGAUCAACUGCUACAUCUCAAAAUAGAUACAGAGCAGAAAAUGUGUCAGUUUGCUUUGAAAGAAACUGAAAAUGCGACAAAAAUACACGAUCUCAAAGAACAAAUUGAGCAAUCAUACUCAAAACAAAAAAUGAAAAAUGAUUUACACAUAGAAGUAGAAAGAUUGCGUAAACGAGAAAUUGAACUUGAAUCAGAGAAGCAAAUGCUGAAUGGUGAAGUGAAUAGAAUGUCCAAAGAAAUGGGUAAGUUACGGUAUCUUCUGCAACAGAAGGAUGAGCAGCUGAGUUUGCAAGGCGAAAAAACUUCUGAGCAAGAAAGUCGGAUCGCUGAGAUGAAAACUCAGAUGCAGUGCUGCACAGAUGAAACUAAUGAGUUACGCGGUCAGAUACGAAAGUGCACGAAAUCCUUACAGCAGUUCGAGGAAAUUCUGGCAAAGAAGGAAAGCGAAAUGAAAGUGCUGGAAAAAGAACACGCUAGGUUACAGGCGGAGCAUGGUACCGCUCUGGAUGAAAUACAGCGAUUGAAGGAUGAUAUAAGGCCUGCAGUAAAAACAGAUUUGGAACGACGUUUUGAAGAAUAUCGCUAUCGCCUUUCAUGCGCUUUAAAAACGGUUCACGAAUACGAAGACGAAAUUUCAAAGCUAACAAGUCGUGUGGCUAAAUUGGAAUCAGAAAUGAUGGAAUUAGAGCAAAUUCGUGAGUACAGCGAACAACUUGAAGAACAAUUUACGGCACAGGUUGGAAUCAUCGAUAAAUUGAAGCAGAAAAUUAUGCAGCAAAAAGUGUUGACUGACUUUUUGUGGAGCAUGACAGAAACUGAUGAAUUAAGCUUCGCAAAAGUGGAAGAGAAACUAACCGGAUUUAAAUUAUCACAACAGGAUGAAGUGGAUUGCCAGUUGACAGAUGCUCUCCAGAAGCUAUUAAGGCUUAUGUCAAACUAA
Loa loa (African eye worm) is the source of this 2121-nucleotide messenger RNA. RefSeq lists its product as hypothetical. The record is from RefSeq and is a predicted model, not a curated record. The transcript has 16 exons. The coding region runs from base 1 to 2121 and encodes 706 amino acids. Lineage: Eukaryota; Metazoa; Nematoda; Chromadorea; Rhabditida; Onchocercidae.